Molecule: messenger RNA, 2129 nt
Organism: Magallana angulata
Lineage: Eukaryota; Metazoa; Mollusca; Bivalvia; Ostreida; Ostreidae
Product: E3 ubiquitin-protein ligase TRIM71-like
Exons: 2
Coding region: 125-1765 (546 amino acids)
Biological process (GO): proteasome-mediated ubiquitin-dependent protein catabolic process; protein polyubiquitination
Molecular function (GO): ubiquitin protein ligase activity; zinc ion binding; protein binding
Source: RefSeq, a predicted model, not a curated record
UAAGGCAUCAAUAAUAUCGGUACACACACAUACUAUAAUAUUAUAGUUUGGGGGGAAACUUGUGGGAUCUUGUACAUAUGAGGAAAAAAAAAAUUGUCCACAGUUGUGAAGAAAUCGUUUGACCAUGGACCCUGAGUACAGCCUCCAGGAUGUGGUACGGUGUCAUCUCUGUGAGACCCCGGUCCCCCCUCUACACUGUGUCAUUUGUAACAUACAUCUGUGUAAAGACUGUGAGGGGAAACAUCUCUCUGAUAAAUCCAAACAACACAAAGUGGUGCCAUUCAAAUAUCGGAGAUUUUUUCCUAAAUGUCAAAAACAUUCCACAAAAAUAUGUGACCAAUACUGUGAACAAUGCAACAUUCCUAUUUGUGAACUCUGUGUUUCCUCUAAGGAACACCAAACUCAUGAUGUGGAAGAUAUAUUGGAAAUUUUAAAAUGCAAACAAAUUUUAAUACAGAAAGACUUAAAAGAUUGUGAAAAAUUAAUUCAUCCUAAAUAUCAAGAGAUUCUAUCUAGCAUUUCAGAGCAAAAGGCUGAUCUGAGAGAAAACUCCAAGAAAUUGACAACAGUAAUCAACAAACAUGGAGAAGACUUGCACAGAGAAAUAGACACCAUUAUACAGAAACUGAAAUCUGAUCUUGAUGAAAUGGACACCAAACACCUGGCUGUCCUAAAUCAACAGGAAGAUGAAAUCACACACACCAUUUCUGAAAUCACACAGACCAUUGCUGAUCUGAAGAAGUUACUGGACUCCAGUGAUGUCAGCCGUGUCUCUGCCUACAAAUCCAGGAAUGAUGAAUUGAGAAGAUUGCCUCCUAAACUCACAGUUUCCUUACCAAGUUUUACCCCUCAGAAGAUCAACAAAGAUCAGCUUUAUCAACAGUUUGGUUCUCUGUCAGCGUCAUCUAUCAAAACAGAAAAACAUGGCUACACAAUAGAUUCUUACUGGGACAGACCGCUCAUUGAUGUCCCACGGAUCAUCACAGAGAUAAACACUGAGUAUGGAGGUUUACGUAGUGUGUCCUGUGUGGGUGAUGAAGAACUGUGGACGUGUAGUAUGUUUGACAACAAGAUGAGACUCUACAACCAGCAGGGGGAACUAGUGAAGUCAGUCCAAACCAAGUCAGGGAACGCUCCAUGGGACAUAGCAGUGACAAGGAGUGGGGAUCUAGUUUAUAUUGAUUACGAUGAUAGAACUGUGAACAUAGUGAAGAAUACUCAGAUACAGACAGUGAUCAGACUACAGGGGUGGAGACCUCGCGGUGUCUGUAGUACCUCCUCUGGUGACCUCCUGGUUGCCAUGGUCAGUGAUGAUGAUAAACCAACAAAAGUUGUGUGUUACUCUGGCUCCACAGAGAAACAAAGUAUUCAGUACGAUGACAAAGGACAACCUCUCUAUUCAUCUGGUUACAAUAAAUACAUCAGUGAGAACAGGAACCUAGAUAUCUGUGUGUCAGACUGGGGAGCCCGCGCAGUAGUGGUGGUCAAUCAGGCCGGGAAACUCCGGUUUACCUACACUGGUCGUCCCUCUACUACCAAGGGAUCAUUCUAUCCAUGGGGCAUCACAACAGACAGCCAGGGUCGGAUCCUGACUGCAGACAACUACCACCGUAUCCACAUCCUGGAUCAGGACGGACAGUUCCUCCGCUACAUUGACAACUGUCACUUACUGUAUCCACGGGGUUUAUGUGUGGACACCAGAGACAACCUCUUUGUGGCUGAGUACCACACAGGUAAAGUGAAGAAAAUACAAUAUUACAUGUAAAUAAACAAUACAUGCGACAAUACACAAACAUAAGAUGAUGUGUAAUUACAUUUAGAUAGACUCUGUAUAAUGUAUUAAUGUAGCACUGUUAUUGACUAAAACUGUUUGUUUUUCAUGUAAGCAAAUUACAUAUGGACAUUUUGUGUACAUGUUUAUUGAUUCCACUUAAAAAAUUGUUCUACAUAGGGAUGUCUUUUAGUUUAAAUAAGUCCAGAGGGCUCACAUGUUUUAUACAACACAGUUCAGUUUUAUAUAAGAUGAAUUUUACUAACAAAACAUUGAUGCAUAAUGUGCAUGAUGGCUUCAUUUGUUAUUGACUUCAUAUUGAGUAGUCGACAAAGAAAACUCGUGUUGACAUCAUUUG